AUGGUGAAGUAUGGGUACGAUCAGACAGAGUUUAUCAAGGAUGUGCGCACGAAGACAGAUGCGGAUGGAGUAAUGCCAACCUGCCCCCACUGCAAAUGCAACAAAUACAUUGACAUUGGGCGCUCUAGAUGGAUUGAGUCGCCCAAGAUUCUCUUUGGUAUUGACAGUCACCGCUACCUUGAUACGAAACUGUACUACUGCCGAAACUGCACCAAGCAUUUCAAUGGUUUUAACAAGACGUCACUGCAGCUGGAUUCACAUCUCUGGGUUGGCUUGUUUGACUUCCAUCUCACCGAUACCUUUGCUGUUGAUGCACAACUCUACAGUGACAUCAUUAACUCGACAGAUCAAACCUCUACAGCUAUAGCGAAGAAGUAUGCUCAGAGAGUAUUUGACAAGUAUGUGAGCGAUUUUCACUACUAUCUUUAUGCUGUGCGAGGAAACAAAGUGAGAGCAGAAAGGACCGAUGUAAGCAGUGCUGACAGGACACAGAGGACUUUGGAUGAUAUGGUUGCACCGCCCACCCAGUUAACAGACAUGCAGAUGACAGUGUCGACAUUGCAGAGACUUCUAAGGAAAGCCAAAUUCCACCAAAGUCAUACAGACGCCAUGGUAGAAGAUGACCUCGAUUUCAAGGACGUCGUGUCACGCAAGAAGAACAGAAAUGAGAGGAAAGCUCCUUUGUCAGGCAUUGGUGUUGGGAAGAUGAGGGACUUGAUUGCUGUUGGUGUUCACAAUGGCAGACAAUUGUUGCAGUAUGACAACCUCAGUAACAAAUUCAAGAAGGAUGUCCUCAAUGGGUGGAAACGAAAGGUUGACGCAAUAUUCAAAGAGAGGAAACGCGAGGCGAAAAAGGCAGCAGACGAAGUCAAGAGUCUGGAGAGCCAACUAGCAGCUGCCACUACACAUGUCGAAAUGGAAGAGGCAGUUGGUAUUGGACUGGAAAAUGAAGGGGCGGCGCAACAACAAGAACAACAACAAACACCAACAAAGGAGAUUCCCACCUUCAGCAAAAUCGACAACUCUGAGGGAGUGGUGUAUGUGGACAAUUGCUGCUCUACUGGAAAGAUACUACGGGAGGUGUUUGGAGAAGACCUUCUAGUGAAAUUGGACAUCUUUCAUUGGUUGAAACGGUGGGACGAAAUGAUUGCUGAGCCUUCUUCGCAAAAUGCAGUGCUGUUUCGGGUUUUGAUGAGUAGAGCGGUGUUCCUUGUUGAAGCAUCUGCCUUUGAAGCUGCUAAAGAGGAGCUGACAAAGAAGCUAAAUCGACAACCAACCAAUCGCGAGAUAUUGAAGAAAGCAAAUUCAGUUGUUCCGGGCCCAGAGCUGUUACGGAAGAAUGUCAUGGCGAACCCGAAAACUGGCAAGACCUUUUCAGUUCGCUCAACAAGUGGAAAUGAAGCAGACAACUUACAACUGGAUCGUCUCACCGGUACAUCCAUUGGCAUAGGCCUGGCAGAGAGAACCUGUGACACCUUCUUUGAACAGAGCAAUGAAAGGAAGAGAAUGAAUCGUCUUGGGGAAAAUGAUCCAUUUACUUAUCGAACUGAAACUAUGGCUUUGUUGAAUUCGUAUGCUCUCAAGUCAGGAUUUAAAGAGGAGCAGCUACCGUUUCCACAACUGUCCGUGCCAAAGCUGAGCACGGUACAUCCAAAGGAAUACAUUGGAUUUAACUACCAGCACUCAGCUUAUGAAGAUGUGUCGAAUCCAGUACAGAAUUUGGAGCCCUACUCACUUCAAGAAAGCAAUGAAGAUGGUGACGAUUCUGCAUUAAGCGAUCUACUGGAAGGGCUUUUUGACGAUGAGGAUGACGAGGACGAUACAGGGACCGAAAAUGGGAAUGAUUCUGUUAAAUCGAAAGAGGAAGAAGCAAUGCUCUUGUUGCCCGAAAUCACCAAGCGAGAGACAACAAUGCAAGCCUUUCAGCGACUGACUGAAGAGCGUCCAUGGAUACCCUUCCAUUCAGGCCAAACUCCCAAAACUGCACUGGACCAUGAAGAAGCUGCAUUGUUUCAGUCUAUGAUCAGCAGGUACAGUCGCAAUGCAACACCAAGCUCGCGAAAUGGCUUCAACUCAAUGGCAGCCGAAUGGAACAACGAAAUGGCACAGCGAUUCAUGAGAAGGACCGAAGGCGACACCGAAAUUAUUCUUAUCAACAGGAAGUCAACGAUACAACUUCAAGAGCACUACGAUCGUUUAAAGGAAAUGAAGCAAGCGGCAAACAGCUUCGUGCCAGGGAACCAAUUUGAAGAAGCCAUGAGAAACACCAUUCGCGAUUCAAGGAACCAGCUGCAACCACGUCCUCUACCACAAGUGGCCACACCGUUAAUUAACUCCUUGGAUAGUCAGAACAGCGAACGGUCCCAUGACAACAAUAAACGAUCCAUUACAGGGUUUUAA
Molecule: messenger RNA, 2400 nt
Organism: Seminavis robusta
Lineage: Eukaryota; Bacillariophyta; Bacillariophyceae; Naviculales; Naviculaceae
Source: the annotation of a GenBank genome assembly